Messenger RNA from Bombus pascuorum, 4069 nucleotides. Its product is annotated as venom dipeptidyl peptidase 4-like. NCBI's taxonomy places the organism in Eukaryota, Metazoa, Arthropoda, Insecta, Hymenoptera, Apidae. Gene Ontology annotation, biological process: proteolysis. Bases 694 to 3039 code for a protein of 781 amino acids. The record is from RefSeq and is a predicted model, not a curated record. Gene Ontology annotation, molecular function: dipeptidyl-peptidase activity; serine-type peptidase activity. The transcript has 13 exons.
AAGAAGUAGUAAGUGCUGUUUCUAAUUACUAAUUCAUUAUUAUUUUAUGUACUUUGGUCGAGUCCAAAUACUAUGAGUAUAAAUCUGUCAAAGUUUCCACAUACAGCCAAAGUUUGGACAGCCGAGCAACGUAUACAUUAUUUUCCUUGGAAAAAUAUAUUUUCGUUAUCUUUCCAGCUUUAGCAAAUCCGUUACUGAAGACGUUAAAACCCAAGUCAUAAUACAAGGCUAUAUGCAUAACUGUAUACAAAUCUUUUCAUGCAUCUACCUCUUCGCUAAUUCAACAUCAUUAUACAAAAUCAUCCAUAUGCAAGAUGACCAAUUCUUUCUUAAUCCAUCAUCAUAUUUUCCUUACUCAUCAAUCUCCAUAUACGAACUUGAUCGAAUAUUCACAGUUCGCGGUAUACAGAUAAAGAGAAGAUUUCCUUAUCAAUCGAUCGUAAUGAUAACCGGAGAAUUAACGAAACUAGAAAAGAGGAAAAAGACUGAAGCCAAGACCGAGUACUAUGAGGGAAUGCCCCGUGUUGAUCGUCGGAGGUGGGAGUGAUCGCGGCCUCCGGCACAUCGGAAAACUACGUGAUGGAUCAGUCUGUGUUCGACGCACCCGUGACAUUCAUCGAGCCGUGUCGAUCUCUCGAUCGUCACUAGAAGAAAUCACACGAUAGGGAAAUCAACAUCGUCGGACCCUGCUACAUGUUUGCUAUGUCGUGGAACCGGAUACUGCCACAGCUGAUACUGGUGCUGCAUGGAUUCCUGGUCGUCCUUGUUGCUGGAAAAUCCAUUCCACAAGUGAUCGACAAGGACGUGGGCAGAUACGAAUCCUCGGAGGGCAAUAAUCAUCAUCCUGUUAGGGUUCCAUUCAAGCUGGAAGAAACUUAUGAUCAAAGUUUUCGGGCGAACGUCUUCAAUGCUACUUGGGAAACAGACACGGAAAUCCUUUAUUCCGAUAAUUAUAUUGGUAAUAUUCGCGUAUUCGACGUGACCAAGGGAACCACUUGGGUCCUUUUGGAUUCUUCCGUGAUGGCCGAUUACGAGAAGCCUUCCAUAAGCUUUUCCUUCGAUAAUUCUUUCGUUGCGAUUAGUCAUGACUAUGCAAACGGUUUCCGGUACUCACUGUAUCAAAGGUGCGACGUAUACAACACUAAAACCAGAACGUAUACGAGAAUUGCGAAUGGCGAUCGCAUACCUCUGUUCAAGUGGUCGCCCACGAGGAACGCUUUGAUUUAUGUUCACGAGAACGAUAUCUAUUACCAAGAGUUCUCCGAGGGGGGCAGUCAUAUUCGAAGAAUAACGAACACGGGUGUGCUCGACACCGUUUAUAACGGAGUACCUGAUUGGGUUUACGAAGAGGAAGUAUUAGCUUCUGCUUCGGCUCUCUGGUUUUCUCCCGAUGGACGACAGCUUGCUUUUGCUACUUUCAAUGAUACGAACGUGAAAGAUAUCGAAAUACCAAGGUAUGGAUCUCCAGGAAACAUGAAAGAUCAAUACCCGAAGGAAAUAAAAAUCAAAUAUCCAAAGGCAGGCAGUCCAAAUCCAAUCGUAUCAAUGAGCGUCGUUGAUUUGGAUAAUUGGUCGUCUGAAAUACUCAAUCUUGAGCCGCCCACUGAUAUUGUUGGCACAGACUGCGUCCUCUACACCGUGAGCUGGAGGACCAAUCACCAAGUUACUGUCACCUGGACGAACCGUGUGCAGAAUAAAGCUCAGAUAGUUCUCUACGACUUAAGGGGUAACAACAGUAAUAUUUACUACGAGGAGGAAAACGAGGGCUGGCUUCGCAUUCUACCUCUCGUCUUUCACGAUGAAUAUGUUAUCAUUGUGAAGCUUCAGGAUUCUGGAACACCGGCUGGACGGUUCCAACAUGCGACUAGGUUCGAGUACAAGGAUGGGAAGCUGAUUGGCGAAAGGGAUUUGACCCCAGGAGCUAAGGAAGUUAUCUCCAUCCUAGCGGUGGAUCACGCCAGGAAGAGACUUUAUUAUUUGGGCAAUGAGCUCGAUGAACCUUCGCAUAGAAAUGUGUACUCGGUGCAGUUGGAUGGCAAUGAAGCACCUGUUUGUUUGUCCUGUAACGUCUUUUCUCCUGAGGGAAAUCGCUGCACUUAUGCCUACGCGUACUUUUCUACCGAUAGCUCGAACUAUGUCCUGUCUUGCUCUGGUCCGGAUCCAUUGUUCAUCACGAUUAUGAACGCCAAUCAUAAACGUAUUUAUAAUUGGGAGGAAAAUCGAUCACUGAGACAAAAACUGGCAACCCGUACGCAGCCUAUCUUUAGAAAUUUCUAUGUCACUGCUAAUGGAUACAAGAAUAAAGUUAAACUUUCUCUGCCGCCUGAUUUUGACGAGAAGAAAUCGUACCCUUUAUUAAUCAACGUUUACGCAGGUCCAAACACUGUUAGGGUCACCAAUGAAGCAUCGUUUGGUUUCGAAUCGUACAUAGUGACCAACAGGAGCGUAAUUUAUGGUCGCAUCGAUGGUCGUGGGUCAGCUUAUAAAGGUAGCAAGAUGUUGUUCGAAAUUUAUCGGCGACUUGGCACCGUGGAAAUCGAGGAUCAAAUUGCUGUUACUAGGAUACUGCAAGAGACAUAUUCGUGGAUCGAUCCAAACAGAACCGCGAUAUGGGGUUGGAGUUAUGGCGGCUUCUCUACUGCCAUGGUGCUGGCUACUGACAAGGCCUCGGUGUUCAAAUGCGGUAUAUCAGUCGCACCUGUGACCUCCUGGAUUUAUUACGAUUCCUUGUACACGGAACGGUUCAUGGGGUUGCCUACUCCCGCGGAUAAUCUAUACGGUUACAACCACACGGAUGUGGCCAGAAGGGUAGAAGGAAUUCGUGGCAAAAAAUACAUGCUGAUACACGGUACCGGCGAUGACAAUGUGCAUUACCAACAAUCUAUGGCUCUGAACAAAGCUCUGGUGGAUAAGGACAUCAUGUUCGAGCAGCAGAGCUACACGGACGAAGCACAUGCUCUAUCUGGCGUCUUCCCUCACCUUUACCACACGAUGGACCGAUUUUGGGCAAAUUGUCUGGGAUACUCGCAUACUCACUGACCCAAAUCCAAAAUUCUAAAUCACACGUACAGAGUAUAGCUAGUUCAGCUACCUGUUUGACUUUCAUCAACGAUACAUCGUGGUCUGUUGUUGUUUUAAUGGCGUGGAUCGAAUUUUGUGAAUAUUCUUUGAGCGAUUUACGAGUUUUGUCGUUCGUUAAUACAUUCGCUGUUACUGGCGUAUAUACCACGUCGAUGUGAUUAUUUACGUAAUACUAUUUAUACAACUUUUACUUCUUGAUAAAAUGGCUUCAAAAAUUGUAAGAAGCAGUACAGAGAGCGUUGGAAUAGUUGUUAUCCCUUAAAGUAAAGAAAGUUAAGUGAAAAGGAUGUGCAGUUCCAAAGAUGGCAGCGAAUGUGUUAAGUUACAGUGAUCUCGUGAAUUGUUUCCUGGGGAAUGAUCGACGAAGAUCUAGAUCUUCUGAAAAUUUGUUCGAGUUCGAAGGGUAACAGACGUAAUGUAAUUUGAAAGCAAAUAAGGCAAAGUUGUGGGUGGAGAAAAUGAAAAUUUUUGUUAUCUUCGAAGACUAUACAAGUGUCAGGAUUAUUCUUUAAUACAAUUCCAAAGGAAAAGAAGAAACUGUGACAAGAAAAUGAGAAUUUUCAACGCGUACGAAGAGUGCCAUACUAAUGUCAGGAUUAUUCUUUAAUAUAAUUCGGAAGGGAAAUUUGGUUAAAGGAGAGAGGCGUGGAUGAAAAGAGGUGUUGGGAUCGGUUUCAGAGAUUCGUAGACGUGUUCACACGCGUGUUCUCCCUUGGCACAGACGCGAUGCAAAUACUUCAAAGGCAACGACGUCGUGGGUGAAUCGAUACUUAAGGAUGCUCGAUACGUUUCCGUGAUAGUCAAGUAAGUGGAAAAUGGAUCGCGAGGAAGAUGGAAUGAGUGAAUUUCUCGUUUUGAUCUUUUUUUGUUUUGUUUCUUAUCGUAAGAUCUUAUUCGAUUUAUCAUUGGAUAAUCAUCCUCUGAGAGAAAGCUGUAUAAACUUGUUAAAACGAUUGUUAAUAAACCACCGAUAUUUUCUUCGAAACAA